Cannabis sativa is the source of this 728-nucleotide messenger RNA. RefSeq lists its product as uncharacterized. Bases 153 to 428 code for a protein of 91 amino acids. The transcript is spliced from 3 exons. NCBI's taxonomy places the organism in Eukaryota, Viridiplantae, Streptophyta, Magnoliopsida, Rosales, Cannabaceae. The record is from RefSeq and is a predicted model, not a curated record.
GCCAAACACGACUUAUUAGGUGUAAACACAAACACACUUUUUCAUACCUUUGUUUCUCUUUUUCUUCUUCCCACUAUAAAUACAGAACCAUAGGAAAAUUCCUUCGAUUUCUUAAUUUCUUCUCUCGCCGAUCUCUUCUUACAUUUACCGGAAUGGCUUCCUCCACCGUCAACAGAUGGUUAAGACCUGAGGUGUAUCCAUUGUUCGCGGCGGUGGGAGUAGCUGUUGGUAUCUGUGGUAUGCAACUCGUGAGAAACAUAUGCACUAACCCUGAAGUCAGGGUGACCAAAGAGAACAGAGCUGCAGGCAUUCUUGACAACUUCGAGGAGGGUGAGAAGUAUUCUCAACACAUGGUCAGAAAAUUUGUGCGAAACAAAUCAUCCCAAAUCAUGCCCAACAUCAACAGUUUCUUCUCAGACCCAAAUUAAUGAAGUCAAAACCUCACCAAUUCCUCAAUUGAUAAUUGAUAAUGAUAUCACAUUGAUUUUAAAGACAAAACAAUUGUCUUUUUCAAAUCACAUUCAUAUACUCGAUUAUUGUUAUUCUUUUUAGGCUGCUCAUAUAUUAUUACAUUUAUUGAUGAGAUCCAUGGUAGAUCUCAAAAAAGCCUUAUAAUUUGUUUUUAGUAAUAAUCUUGACCGAUGAUAUUAUCAAUCAAAUUUUGGUCGAAACCUAUAAUGUUCUUGCAAGUUUGGCCUAUCAUGAUAAUGAUGUGACUUUAUUGUCAA